Molecule: messenger RNA, 3006 nt
Organism: Camelina sativa (false flax)
Lineage: Eukaryota; Viridiplantae; Streptophyta; Magnoliopsida; Brassicales; Brassicaceae
Source: RefSeq, a predicted model, not a curated record
AAAGGAUAUGAAACUCAGGUCGGGAGAGCCGGUUUAUCAAUGACAGAGGAGCAGAAAAUAAAACUUUCGAUUGCUAGAGCUGUGCUUUUGAACCCAACAAUUCUUCUGCUAGAUGAAGUAACUGGAGGACUAGACUUCGAAGCUGAAAGAAUUGUUCAGGAGGCUCUCGAUCUUCUGAUGUUGGGACGGUCAACGAUAAUAAUAGCCCGACGAUUAAGUUUGAUUAGAAAUGCUGACUAUAUUGCCGUGAUGGAGGAAGGUCAGCUCGUUGAAAUGGGUACACACGAUGAAUUGAUAAAUCUUGGUGGGCUGUAUGCUGAGCUUCUGAAGUGUGAAGAAGCAACAAAGCUUCCAAGAAGGAUGCCAGUUAGGAACUACAAGGAGUCUGCGGUGUUUCAGGUUGAGAGAGACUCGUCAGCUGACUGUGGCAUCCAAGAACCAUCAUCACCCAAAAUGAUCAAGUCUCCAUCUCUUCAGAGAGGUAAUGGUGUGUUCCGUCCCCAGGACCUGUGUUUUAAUACUGAAGAAUCACCUAAUGAUCAUAGCCCUGCACCUGAGAAAGUGGGGGAAAAUGGCUUGCCUCUGGACGAUGCUGAUAAAGAGCCAACUAUCAAAAGGCAAGAUAGUUUCGAGAUGAGGUUACCAGAACUUCCUAAAAUUGAUGUUCAGUGUCCCCGUCAAAAAUCAAACGGUUCAGAUCCUGAGUCCCCUGUUUCACCCCUUUUAACAUCCGAUCCUAAAAACGAGCGUUCUCAUUCACAGACGUUUAGUCGUCCUCUUAGUUUUUCUGAUGACACUACAGCAAAUGGUAAGUGGGCUAAGGAUGCUCAACACAAGAAGUCACCUUCAUUUUGGAGGUUGGCACAGCUUAGUUUCCCAGAGUGGCUUUAUGCUGUAUUAGGGAGUCUUGGUGCUGCCAUCUUUGGCUCUUUCAAUCCUCUUCUGGCUUAUGUCAUUGCGUUGGUAGUGACAGAAUAUUAUAAAAGCAAAGGAGGCCACCUGCGCGAGGAGGUUGACAAAUGGUGUUUAAUCAUUGCCUGCAUGGGGAUUGUGACAGUUGUUGCCAAUUUCUUGCAGCACUUCUAUUUUGGCAUAAUGGGGGAGAAAAUGACGGAGAGAGUUCGGAGGAUGAUGUUCUCAGCAAUGCUGCGUAAUGAAGUUGGAUGGUUCGAUGAUGAAGAGAACAGUCCAGAUACGUUAUCCAUGCGUUUAGCAAAUGAUGCUACUUUUGUCCGAGCUGCCUUCAGCAACAGGCUUUCAAUAUUUAUUCAAGAUAGUUUUGCCGUUAUUGUUGCUCUUCUUAUUGGGUUGCUGCUUGGUUGGCGUUUGGCCCUUGUUGCAUUGGCAACUUUGCCAAUUCUCACACUUUCUGCCAUUGCUCAGAAACUGUGGCUUGGCGGAUUCUCAAAAGGCAUACAGGAGAUGCAUAGAAAGGCAUCUUUAGUCCUCGAGGAUGCUGUUAGAAACAUCUACACUGUUGUUGCUUUCUGUGCUGGUAACAAAGUGAUGGAACUGUACAGGAUGCAGCUCCAGCGGAUACUCAGACAGAGCUUUCUCCAUGGGAUGGUCAUUGGUUUUGCGUUUGGUUUCUCACAGUUUCUUCUUUUCGCCUGCAAUGCGCUCCUCCUAUGGUGCACUGCGUUAUCUGUUAACCGCGGAUAUAUGAAAUUAUCCACAGCUAUAACAGAGUACAUGGUUUUCUCAUUUGCUACAUUUGCCCUUGUCGAGCCAUUUGGAUUAGCACCGUACAUCCUCAAGCGACGUAAGUCUCUCAUUUCAGUUUUUGAGAUCAUAGAUCGAGUCCCUACAAUUGAACCAGAUGAUAACUCUGCUCUCAAACCGCCUAAUGUCUACGGAAGCAUUGAACUGAGGAACAUCGACUUCUGCUACCCAACUCGACCCGAGGUACUUGUGCUGAGCAACUUCAGUCUGAAAAUCAGUGGCGGACAGACCGUAGCUGUGGUUGGCGUUUCGGGUUCUGGAAAAAGCACAAUAAUCUCACUAGUAGAGAGAUACUACGACCCAGUUGCUGGUCAAGUCCUACUAGAUGGGAGAGACUUGAAGUUGUAUAAUUUGAGAUGGUUGAGAAGCCACAUGGGUUUGGUUCAGCAAGAACCCAUAAUCUUUUCCACAACAAUCAGAGAGAAUAUCAUAUAUGCAAGACAUAAUGCGAGUGAAGCUGAGAUGAAGGAAGCAGCAAGAAUUGCAAAUGCUCACCAUUUCAUCAGCAGCUUACCUCACGGUUACGACACACAUAUCGGGAUGAGAGGCGUGGAACUUACCCCGGGACAGAAACAGAGAAUAGCGAUAGCGCGGGUAGUGCUGAAGAAUGCUCCCAUCAUCUUAAUAGAUGAAGCAAGCUCGUCUAUCGAAUCUGAAUCGAGCCGGGUUGUGCAGGAGGCUCUUGACACAUUGAUAAUGGGGAACAAAACAACGAUUCUAAUAGCACAUAGAGCGGCUAUGAUGAGACAUGUGGAUAACAUUGUGGUUCUCAAUGGAGGGAGGAUAGUAGAGGAAGGUACACAUGAUUCUUUAACAGCAAAGAAUGGAUUGUAUGUCCGUUUGAUGCAACCACAUUUCGGUAAAGGUUUACGCCAACAUCGACUAAUAUAGAGUUUGAGGCUCUCUCGAUGAUAGAAAUGAUUUUGGCAUCUCUGAUCAAUAAUUCCCGGGAGGGACAGCUAAAUGCUAAAAAGGAUUUAUACAACCACGGUUAGUUCUGUAGCAGAUAGUGCCUGUAGAUGUAGAUUUCCAUGGUGUUCGACCUGCGUAUUCUUUUUUUGGAGACGAAGCUUCAGAAGUAGGUCAUGGUCAUUGCUUCGUUCUCCAAGGUACUGUAUAUCGAUUUUGUUCAUUGAAUCCGAAGAUUUUAGAAGGGUUGGUAAAUCAUUCGGGAAAAUGUUUAUUUUGUCUUUUCCUUUAUUUUUUGUGCUGGUUUGAUCUUGUAAAAACUUUAAUGAUGUAUGUAAAGUUUCUAAAGUGGUAGAGAAUGUGUAAAUGUAUUCA